UGGCAGCCCCCAUUUUAGGCAACCAUAUUUUUUCUGUCUACCAAAACAGAAAUUGCGAAUAGUUUUUAUUGUUUAUUAAAUGCUGUUGUACAAAUUAAGUUUACCAUUAUUUCAGUUAAUGUUUCUGAAUGAUUAUGAAACUGUAUUGUAACUAAAUACCAUAUCAGGUUAUUCAAAGAAAUACUCAAACAAGUAUCUACAUUGCACACGCAAAUGGAGCAACAGCAACAAAAAAGCGCAGCUCACGUCUCCAAAUUGUUUGUCUGUACGGCUGUCGACUGUAAAGAUGAGAUCGAAGAGAAAUUUGAACGCUCGUUCAUUAACCUGCAGCAACAAAUUGCGGGCCUCAGUGAUAAGGAAAUGCACGACAUGCUCUCACAGUUUGUGUGCAAGGAGAAGCAGCAUGAGGAGAUUUCAAUCGGAUUUUUGUAUAUCAUAUUAACUGAUCCGGCGAUGGCGCCUAAAACAUAUCGGGAUAUAACACUUGUAUCGAGGGACGGCAUGAGCGCAAUUGUUGCAAAUCUCACAAUUUUGGUAGUUGAAAAGUAUGCAAAGCUAACGGAAACAGCACGGAGGCAACUGAUCUGGGUGCUGCGGGAAUUUGUAAAGCAUCAGGUGCUCAGUGUGGAGAAUGUUAUCUGGAAUUGUUUGCGACAAGCGGGUGGAGGAGAUGUAUCCCAUAAGAAUCUGUUUCUUGUUGAAAGCCUUUUGGAUAUAUUUAUCGAGUAUAGGGCAUGGCUGGAAACCAAUCCGUUCCUUGUACAAUCGACAGUUUACAGUUUCGUGCGCCUCAUUGAGGAUCAUGCCAAUCCUGCCUUGCUGCCACUACGCCAAAAAGAGGUCAAGUUUACUAUUUCGCUAAUACGGGAUCGUUUUCAUGAUAUUAUACCACUGGGAAGAGAUUUUGUACGGCUUUUGCAAAAUGUUGCACGCAUUCCGGAAUUUGAACUCUUAUGGCGAGAUAUCUUAUACAAUCCGAAAAGCUUACAUCCGACCUUUAAUGGAAUUUGGCAUUUACUUCAAAUACGUACCAGUCGACGGUUCCUACAAUGUCGAUUGCUUCCUGAAAUGGAACGCAAGUUACACUUUCUGGCAUCGAAUGUGAAAUUUGGUAAUCAAAAGCGCUACCAAGAUUGGUUUCAAGACAAAUAUUUUGCUACGCCGGAGUCGCACAGUUUGCGGUCAGACCUGAUUCGUUUCAUUAUUAACGUAAUUCAUCCCACAAAUGAUAUGUUAUGUUCUGACAUUAUCCCAAGAUGGGCAAUUAUUGGCUGGCUUAUAUCAUCAUGCACCAAUCCCAUAGCUUCGGCCAAUGCCAAGCUAUCGCUGUUCUACGAUUGGUUAUUUUUCGAUCCGGCAAAGGAUAACAUUAUGAAUAUAGAACCCGGCAUUUUGGUCAUGUAUCAUUCUAUACGAAAUCAUCCAUUUGUGAGCAGCACAUUGCUAGAUUUUCUGUGUCGAAUCACUAAGAAUUUCUAUGUUAAGAACGAGGAUAGAAUAAGAUUGGGCGUGUACAAUUCACUAAAAUUGAUACUCGAUAAGCAGGUCAUUCCAAACUUACAUCCGCUUUUUGAGUCGCCGAAACUCGACAGAGAACUACGUAAUUUAAUACGCGAAAACUUCAGAGAAUUUGUAUCGCCGGUUUCCAAUAUUCCACAAACCAUGUAUCCAGUGACACAUCCAAUUCAAGCACCGAUUUUUAAAAAAGAAGCCGAUCAACGGAUGAUGCCAGGUGAGAACAUUGAUGUUGGUGGUGUGGCAUUUGCAGCUGGUAGCGGCACAAUUUCACUGGUGGACGAGGACAACAAAAUUGCUAUUGCACCAGUGGAAAGCGUGGAACGUGGUGAACUUGAAUCUGUAUUCAGCGACGAAGACGGUGAAAAUAUGGGCAGAAGCAGCAAAAAUGAUGAAAACACCGAUGACGAUGAUGAUCUACCACUAUCAAAGGUGCGACUUAAAGAAAAACCAGUUCCCGAAAGAGUCGAGUUGCCCGAUGCAAUUGCCGAAUCAUUCGAGAUAUUUGUAACAAAGCGCAACUCCUUCACAUGGGAAGCAUUUUUGAAAGACUUUCGUACGCUACCUGCCUCAAACAUGGAUGAAGCGCAGCUCAAUUAUGUGAUCUCAAAUACAGUUUUGAUUCUACGCGAAACAUUGCCACAACAAAACGUAUUCUCGGAGAGCAAGACAGAGGAGAAGUUUUUAGCGAAAAGCAUUAGUUAUCCGUUAUACGGUCUAUUUCGGUUUCUUUAUGAAAACGAAGAUAAGAGCAAAAAACCAUUUCAAACCCUACUAUCUGAGAUAUGCGAACGCUUAACCGAAACCGGAUAUUUACUUCUCUAUUUUAUGAAAAUUCACUGUAAACUGCAGACACGCAAAAACGUACAGCAAGCGUAUCAGUUUAAAACGACUGUUUAUCGGCAAAUAUGUGAAGCAACAGAUGAGAAAAUUGGCAUUUGUCUUGUGCGGGAUCUUGACCUACUUGAGAAGGAGAACACUACGAUAUAUUUAUGGUUGCUGCCUGAUAUUUACAGGGAGUUUAAAACAAUUGCCAUAAAUAAUACAGAACUUUUGCGUAUCACCCUGCGAUGCAUUGACGCCAAGAAUGUGCGUGACAUUAUGUAUUCGAUUGCUCAAGGCAAGCUAACAAUAUUCAAACAAGACGGUCUAAUCGAUUGUAUUCGCGAUAGUCUGGAAUAUGAGACAUACGAACAGUUCUGUCUUUGGCAGCUCAUCCAGGCACAUGAUGUACCCCUAAAGUGCAUACAAGAUUUACUGCCGGAACUUGAAGCUGCAAAUCAUCCAGAGGCACUUAGCCAUUUGCUGCUGCUAUUGAAGAAUGAAGAGCCCACAAAUGAGAUCAUCAGACUUUUGCUCAGCAGGGAAGCCAAAUCCAGAGGAGAUCCGUUUGUCACGUCGGCUUUAAGAUUUUGGUGUCAGCGUUGCGAAGAAAAACUUUCGGAAAUCAUAGCAUCUCUGCUCACAUCCAAAUAUCCGAGCUCAUCACCCAACAAGCGAAAGCGGCCAUCCAAAGGAAGUUCCGCUGCAAGCAGUACUCCAUCUGCCGAUAAUGUAUUAAACCACCUGGAGCAUUAUAGAAGAAGCUGUAGGCAUGGAACAGGCACAGGAUUAUAUGUUCAUGAUAUGAUGCAGCGAGCACUGCAAUCAGCCUAUUCUCACAGCAAUGAGAGCACAAAGAAACAGUUCAGCGAUCUUUUCGCAUUGGCAGCGGAGGAUGAAACCACUGCCGUUGGCCGACGUGGAGGCAGUGGGCGUGGCCGCAAGCAACCAGUUAAUAAAAAGGACUCCAAUAGUCACAGUGCGGGGAAUAAGAAAAAUUCAGAUGUUGUAAAAACAAUAUACUCGUCUGAUGAGAACUCUAGCGAGGAGGAUUGGUCAAAGCAUAAAGUAACGCAGCCGGCAAAGAAGAGAAAAAAAGCAAUUAAUGAUUCCGACUGACAGUGUCCAGGUCAAAUGCAGUCCUCGGCCUUAAUCGGUUGCUUUGAUGAUAAAAAGUACAUGAGACAUGAAUAUGAGUUUUUAAACGAAAUUGCUUAAGUUCGAAAUGGUUUAAGAUUUUAUCAAUUUAUAAUUAGUAAAAUCAAUUAUAGAAUUUUUUGAAUGUUGAAAUUGUAA
Drosophila innubila is the source of this 3633-nucleotide messenger RNA. It is a transcript of the gene IntS3, whose product is annotated as integrator complex subunit 3 homolog. Lineage: Eukaryota; Metazoa; Arthropoda; Insecta; Diptera; Drosophilidae. The record is from RefSeq and is a predicted model, not a curated record. The transcript is spliced from 11 exons. Gene Ontology annotation, cellular component: cytoplasm. Bases 214 to 3456 code for a protein of 1080 amino acids.